Molecule: messenger RNA, 1867 nt
Organism: Durio zibethinus
Lineage: Eukaryota; Viridiplantae; Streptophyta; Magnoliopsida; Malvales; Malvaceae
Product: expansin-like B1
Cellular component (GO): extracellular region
Source: RefSeq, a predicted model, not a curated record
UCUUUGCUUUCAUUGUAAUAUUUCCUCAUUGAAUCCUCUAUGGCUCUCUCUCUUCAAUUCCUUUUGAUCCUUUUCACAACUUUGCUUCUCACAAAAGCUCUAACAGAGGCAGCAACAUGCAGCAACUGUUUCACCCAUUCACGAGCAGCUUACUACCCAAACUCUGAUGAACAUGGAACAGAUAUUGGUGCAUGCGGAUUUGGUUCUUUUGGAGCAACAAUAAAUGGUGGAGAUGUAUCAGCAGCAUCUAACCUCUACCGUAAUGGUGUUGGCUGCGGUGAUUGCUACCAGGUGAGGUGCACCAUCAGCAAAUAUUGCUCAGACAAGGGUGUGACAGUGGUUAUAACUGAUCAAGGGUCAAGUGACAACACUGACUUUAUCCUGAGCCAACGAGCCUUUGGUGGGAUGGCUCAGACCAAAGAUGCAGCUGCAUCUCUAUUAGCCCUUGGAGUUGUCGACAUUGAAUAUAGGCGUGUUUCGUGCAUCUACCCCAACAAAAAUAUUACUAUCAAGAUUGAUGAGAACAGCAACUACCCUUAUUAUUUGGCAUUUGUUCUAUGGUAUCAACAAGGUGACAAGGAUAUCACAGCUGUGCAGCUAUGUGAGACUCAAAACUUUGUCUGCAAGCUACUGGAUAGGAGUUAUGGAGCAGUAUGGACAACCACUUCACCUCCAAGUGGUCCAUUGUCUUUAAGGAUGUUACUGAGUGGAGACGAUGGAGAUGAAUCAUGGAUUGUCCCUAUUAAUAACAUACCAGAAAAUUGGAAAGGUGGAGACACAUAUGACACUGGAGUUCAAAUUAAUGUCUAGAAGCAUGAACCAGCAUCAUUCAUUUCUUUGUUUUAGCAAUAUAAGUGAAAGAAUAAUAAGUUCCUGGCUUUCUUCAAAUGUGUUCUUUCAUUAUGUUUAAUUGGUUAGUAUAUAUUUCAUUAUUUUGUAUCAAGGAAGGGAUGACAAACUUUAGUAAGAGAAAUUCUUGUUUAAUCUUUGGAAUAUUGACUAAUGAAAUUUUAUGUUUCUUAAUAAAAGAAUCAAAUUGCUCAAAGCAGUCAUCAUAGAAAACAGAACUACCCAUAUGGUCAAGGAAAAGACCUUGGCUUGUUCCUCUAAACAUGUUUUUCAAGUUUUACUGUUAUUUGUCCAUUUCCACUUUUAGCCAGUUUCCUGAUUUUGUCCACAAACAGUUUUUCUUUUUUUUUUUUAUUUAACUAUUCCACCUAAAGUUCAUAAUUUUCACAACAAACCAAAAUAACCUGUUUGUUCAGUAGGCAAAUCCUGCAGAAAUUAAAGACCUAAUAACAAAGAUGACCUGGUAUUCAACGUCAUAAUGCUUCUUCUUUUAUUUUCCAAUAGCAAAGGUAUGAAUAAUACAGUGCCUUAUCAUGAUGAUAUUCAGAAGUACCAAAAAAACAGCUCACAAUAGAUUGCUAAACAUCCCUCCCUGAAAAGCCUUAGUAAUGCCAAACUGCUAUCAUAAAAUCUGAGCAAACCAUAAGCACUAAGCUAAAAGUAUUAACUUCAAUAUUCAGGUCCAAUAGGAGGACGUGAGAAGGUAAUUUGUUAUUAAUUUGUUAUAUCCGACUAGAUAAAUCUAUUUGGGUCGACUUAGAUUGGGCAAAACCAAUGAACCCCUUGUCACUAAAAAAAAGAAAAGCCCAAGCAAAAAAAGCUGAAGGUUUAAAGUUAAAUGAAAAUGAAUUAUUUUAUAAUUGCAAAUAAUAGCAAAGUAAGAUGAAAAGAUUUGGUAAUUAUCUCCUUCUCCAACUAGAAUCUAAAAUAGCAUAGCAAAAGCUGAACCAACGUCAUAGAGAUUUAUAUCUCAGUAAUCUAUGAGCUAUAAAUUUUUUUUUUUUUAAAUGAAUGUUGA